AAUGGGAGAAUAGUUGAGUAGGUUGAACACAAAUAUUAAAGCUUCUCAAGAAAGUCUGUCCAGAUAAAUCGAUCUUGUUCUACAUCUUCCGAGAGACCAAGGGGAACGAGAGGAGCGUCAAACAGCCGAGUGAGGGAUAUUACAGAAUACAGACAUGUCGACGAACCGCAGCUCGAACCGCAGUUCGAUGAACCGCACGACGACGAGUACGUCAAGCCGGAUGUUCUCGGGCGGCUCCGGCGGCGACAGCUCCCAGAAAGAGGUGGUCAUCAAGAAUGUAGACAUGGAUCAAGAGAUUCAAGACUACGCCACGGACAUCGCAAGGGCGUCACUUGAGAAGUUCAACGUCGAGAAGGACAUUGCAGCCUACAUCAAGAAGGAGUUCGACAAGGCGUACAACCCGACUUGGCACUGCAUCGUGGGCAAGAAUUUUGGAAGCUACGUCACGCAUGAAACCAAGAGCUUUAUUUACUUUUACAUUGGCCAGACGGCAUUUCUGCUCUUCAAAUCUGGUUAAACCUGUGGACAUUAGCGUUGGUCUGACUUUAACAAUAUUAAUGUAGGCAGAAUUGAAAGCCUCGAUGUCAGAGGAAAACGGACAAGCAACAAUGAACGAUUUUUUUUGAUGGACCGUUCAAAUAUUUCAACCAGUAUUUCAAACUCUUAAAAGUAGGGUCAUACUUUUGUAAUGACCCAGAAAAUAAACUGGUAUAAUUUCGAUCUUAAAGCUUGUUUGUUUGAAAUAUUUGAAUGGUGGUAAUCACGCACAAUUUUAUGAUUUCGUUUGAACUGCUCCCCGUUGAUAUAGGCACAUUUUAAAGCCAGUGGAUACUAUUGGUAAUUGUCAAAGACCAGUCUUCUCAC
Molecule: messenger RNA, 864 nt
Organism: Asterias rubens (European starfish)
Lineage: Eukaryota; Metazoa; Echinodermata; Asteroidea; Forcipulatida; Asteriidae
Product: dynein light chain LC6, flagellar outer arm-like
Exons: 2
Coding region: 155-517 (120 amino acids)
Biological process (GO): microtubule-based process
Cellular component (GO): dynein complex
Molecular function (GO): dynein light intermediate chain binding; dynein intermediate chain binding
Source: RefSeq, a predicted model, not a curated record